AUGAGAGUAUGGAGUCACGGGAAGGUGGGGCAGGUCACGGUCGAAAGGCAAAAGACAGAAAUAUUCACCUACAAGAAGGUGGCCAACUGGGUCAAGCCCAUGGUGACCACAUUACCAGAAGGGUUCCAAAUUGUGCGAAGGAAACUGCUCAACCCGCUAGAGGGGCUUCCAACCCUACUGGUCCAGCUGCCCGAAUUCGAGCCUCAAGGGAGGUACACACGAGAGAGGCACGAUACACUUAAUGUCACGGGUGAUGGUUUCCUCUGGCCGGAGGAGGUGAAGCUCACAGAUUUCUUAAUGUGCGCACAUGACAUGGCAUUUGCAUGGGACGAAACGGAAAAGGGGCAGUUUCAGAAUGAGUACUUCGACCUGGUAGUCAUUCUGACGGUGGAACACAUCCCGUAG
This is a messenger RNA of Laetiporus sulphureus 93-53, 405 nucleotides long. RefSeq lists its product as uncharacterized. The transcript has a single exon. The coding region runs from base 1 to 405 and encodes 134 amino acids. NCBI's taxonomy places the organism in Eukaryota, Fungi, Basidiomycota, Agaricomycetes, Polyporales, Laetiporaceae. The record is from RefSeq and is a predicted model, not a curated record.